AUGCCUGUUCCACUCACGAAGGAGACCGAAGUCGAUGUCCUCAUCAUUGGUGCCGGCCCCGCGGGGCUCAUGGGCGCACAUGCUCUCAAGAGGGCCGGAGUGAACGUGCGGGUCAUAGAUCAAAGGCCCAACCAGGUCGCUGCUGGACAGGCAGACGGUGUUCAGCCUCGCACCAUUGAGAUAUUCCAGAGUUAUGGAUUGGCGGACCGCCUUCUGCGAGAAGCGAACCAUAUGCACAUGGCUGCUUUCUACAACCCGAGCCCUAACGGCGGCAUUGAGUGCACUGGGCGAGCUCCCAAUGUAUCGGCACCGAGCGCCCGCUACCCCUUUGAGGUGACACGACACCAAGGGGGCAUCGAGGCGAUCUUCCUAGACAGCAUGGCCGAGAUGGGUUUGCAGGUCGACCGUCCGAUCAUCCCGUCGUCGAUCGAGCUAUCGAGCGAUGAGGCGGAGCUCAAGGACCCGCACUCGCAUCCGGUCAAGGUGGUGCUCAAGCACUUGGACGUACCAGAAGGCAAGGUCGACACCGAGAUUGUCCGGGCGAAGUUCAUCUUGGGCGCAGAUGGUGCACAUUCGUGGGUGCGCAAGAGCUGCGGCAUCGCCAUGGACGGGGAGCAGACCGACUUUAUCUGGGGCGUCGUCGACAUUAUCCCCGACACCGACUUCCCCGACAUCCGCAACCGCUGCGCGAUCCACUCAGAAAACGGCUCGUGCAUGAUCAUCCCGCGCGAGGGCGACCUCGUCCGCCUGUACGUCCAGCUCAGCGACACGGACGCCGUCGACGAAAACGGGCGCGUGGACAAGACCAAGAUGGGCCCGAAUAGACUGCUUGACGUCGCUCGCAAGACGUUCCAUCCGUACAAGAUUGACGCGAAGAACGAGUUCGACUGGUGGACGGUGUAUCUCAUUGGACAGCGCGUCGCAUCGAAGUUCUCUGUCAGUGAGCGCGUCUUCAUUGCAGGGGAUGCGUGCCACACGCACUCGCCGAAGGCUGGUCAAGGCAUGAAUGCGAGCAUGAGCGACACGCACAACAUCGCAUGGAAGCUCGCACACGUACUCCGGGGUUGGGCCGAUAUCUCCCUCAUGAAGACUUACGAGUUCGAGCGCCGAAAGUACGCUCAGGACCUGAUCACCUUCGACAAGAAGUUCUCGGCUCUCUUCUCCGGUAAGCCUCGGACAGAGGACAACCUCGACGGCGUCACGCACGAGCAAUUCCUGGAGGCAUUCCAAACGUCCGGCUUGUUCUCAAGCGGCAUCGGCGUGCAUUACCACCCAUCAACUAUCGUGAACACCGAGUACCAGGAGAGCGCGCGGAACCUCGUCAUCGGCCAGUGUGUGCCGUCCCACAUCUUCGUGCGCGCGGCAGACGCGACGCCGUUCGAGAUACAGGACCUCCUGCCCGCGGACACGCGCUUCAAGGUUCUCGUAUUCGCCGGCGACGUUAUGGACCCGGCACAGCUCCAGCGCGUGCGCACGCUCGCGGAGGAGGUGGGGGGCUCGGAAGGGUUCCUGAAGCGCUUCUCGAAGGGCGGCGUCGAGAAGGUGUUCGACGUCUUGACGAUUGCAUCGGGCGACAAGUUCAAGGUCAUCACCGCCGACAUCCCGGCUGUCUUCCGCUCGCACUGGUCGAAGCUGUUUGUGGACGACGAGGAUCUGUACAACCGCUCGGGCGGGGGCGGCUACGAGAAGUACGGCAUCGACACUCGGGGCACGAUCGUUGUUGUUCGUCCGGAUGGCUACAUCGGCAUGGUCGCUCCGUUCGACCACCACAAGGCUAUUGAUGAGUACUUCGCUUCGUUCAUGGUCGCUUGAUACUGUCUAGUCUUCGCGCUUAGUCUCUCUUAGUCGGAUAUCACGCAAUGUACCCUAGAGGAACGAUAUGUAUGUCUAGAGCAAGUCACACUGUCUGUCAUCAGUAUGUUCUCUUUUCGUAUGUAUUCCCAGCUACAAACACCAUGAGCCCGCAUGCGGAGUCAGCUAUU
This is a messenger RNA of Rhodofomes roseus, 1982 nucleotides long. Its product is annotated as FAD binding domain-containing protein. Lineage: Eukaryota; Fungi; Basidiomycota; Agaricomycetes; Polyporales; Fomitopsidaceae. The transcript is spliced from 14 exons. Gene Ontology annotation, molecular function: FAD binding. The record is from RefSeq and is a predicted model, not a curated record. The coding region runs from base 1 to 1812 and encodes 603 amino acids.